Messenger RNA from Metschnikowia bicuspidata var. bicuspidata NRRL YB-4993, 2577 nucleotides. RefSeq names its product ESCRT-0 subunit protein (gene VPS27). Gene Ontology annotation, cellular component: ESCRT-0 complex. The record is from RefSeq and is a predicted model, not a curated record. Bases 370 to 2577 code for a protein of 735 amino acids. Gene Ontology annotation, biological process: protein transport to vacuole involved in ubiquitin-dependent protein catabolic process via the multivesicular body sorting pathway; protein targeting to vacuole. The transcript has 3 exons. Lineage: Eukaryota; Fungi; Ascomycota; Pichiomycetes; Serinales; Metschnikowiaceae. Gene Ontology annotation, molecular function: metal ion binding; ubiquitin binding; phosphatidylinositol-3-phosphate binding.
UUUCCCCAAACCCCAAAUUCCUCCAAACCUCCACAAUAAUUUGAUGUUUCUUUAAAAAAAAAAUUCAAUCAGAAUCCUUUGCCCCCUCCAUGACCUGCACAGCCCGCGCCUCCGCGAAUCCAUACUACAACUUCCCUCAACUCCCCAAGCAUAUUCCAUACUCCUCCCAGCAAUCCAUCCAUCUGCCCGUCCCCGGCCCUUUUCUCCCCAAUCACCUCUUGCUUCAUUCUUUCCAGUCCGCCCGGCAAAACGCGCUUCCCGGACCAGAAAAAAAAAACAAAAAGCAAAAAGCAAAAAGCACACAAAAAGAACCCCGGCGCUUGCCACCCCCUUCUGCCCCCUAGUUAGCCGCCGGCGCCCGCCCACAAAAUGUCGUGGUUUGCCGCCGACCCCGCCGCGGACUUGGACGCCCGGAUCGAGGAGGCCACGUCCGAGGCCAUCCCCAACGGCGAGAUGGACAUGGCCGCGGCCAUGGAAAUCACGGACCUCAUCCGCAGCAAGAAGGUGCCGCCCAAACAGGCCAUGCGGUGCUUGAAGAAACGCUUGGCCAAGGUCUACGGCAACCCCAACACGUUGGCGGCCGUGCUCAAGUUGGCGGACGUGUGCGUCAAGAACGGCGGCGCACACUUCGUGGCGGAAAUCAACCUGAAGGAGUUCGUCGACUACCUCGUGGAGUACAUCUUCAAGGUGCACUACGACACCAAGAACUACCGCGUGUACUCGUCCGAGGCCAAGCAUGCGCUCGGCACGCAGAUCUUGCGCCUCGUGCAGGAGUGGGCCUUGUACCUCCAGGGCCAGCCGCAGGGCAGCUACGUGGCCCGGGCCCACGCGGCCUUGGCCAGCCAGGGCUACGAGUUCCCGGCCGUGGCCGCGCCGCUCGCCGCCAACGCGCGGAACUUCGUGGACUCGGCCGCGCCGCCCGACUGGGUGGACGGCCGCGAGUGCAUGGUCUGCUACACCCCGUUCCUGGUGAUGACCCGCAAGCACCACUGCCGCGCCUGCGGCGGCGUGUUCUGCCAGGCCCACUCCAGCCGCCGCAUGCCCUUGGUGGCGCUCGGCAUCCUCCAGCCCGUGCGCGUGUGCGACGACUGCUUCCAGAUCCACAGCCGCGCGGCGGGCCGCGCCGACGGCGCGCCAGGCCCCGCCAAACGCGACUCGGCCGCCCCCGCCCCCGCAGACGACGACGACGAGCAGCUCCGGCGGGCCAUCGAGUUGAGCCUCCAGGAGACGGGCGUGCAGGCCACGUUUGAGGCCGCCCAGCGGCCGCCGUCGCCGCCCCCCGGCCACGUGGCGCCGCCCCCGCCCGCCGACACCGACGCCGACGACGCCGACUUGAAGGCCGCCAUGGCCGCCAGCUUGGCCGAAUACCAGCAGGCCCGGGGCGCCGGCACUCGCCCUGCGGACCCGGGCCCGCUGGCAGAGCCGGGCCUGGACUUCUACCUGGGCAUCAUGCCCUUCAACACCACCGCGUACCAGAGCACGGGCUCCCUUCACGGUGGCCACCAGCCAGCACGGCCACGCCCGGACCGACAGCUGUCUGGCAUCCAGGCCUCUCAGCCCCAGCCCCAGCACCAGCACCAGCAGCCCCAGCCCCAGCACCAGCAGCCCCAGCCCCAGCCCCAGCGGCAAUCGCCUCCGCAGCCUGAACAGCUGCUGCGCCCAGCAGAAGACUUGUCGCCGCAGGAGGAAGACGACAUCAACUUGUUUGUCCAGCUCAUGAGCGGCAUCAAGAGCGACCCCGCCAAACAGGCCGGCAUCUUGUACGACCAGAACUUGGGCGAGUUGCAUGGGCGUGUCGUGCGCUUGAAGCCCAAGUUGAACCGCGCGCUCCGCUCGUCCAUCGAGAGACACGAGUUGUUCUUGGAAAUGAACAACAAGAUCAACUCCAUCACCCGCUUGUACGACCAGUUCUUGGACCACAAGCUCAGCCAGGCGUACAGCAAGCACAGUGUCUCGCUGCCGGGCGCCGCGUAUAGCCAGCCACUGCAAAAUGACGCGUCCCGCUACGCCCCGCUGUUUUUCGAAAAUGGGAACCGCCCGCUGGAGGCACACUCCCCCCAUGCUGGCUCGCAACUCGCCAGUCCACAGACAACGGGCUACCUGCUUCCAUACCAGGCCACGGCUCCCCAGCCCUUGUCCUACCAGCACCCGGAAUUUCCGCCCCAGCAGACCGCUCCCCAAGACGAGCAGUAUCAAACAAUUCCGCCGCCUGGCAUGUCUUAUCAAACCGCGCCACCUGAUGCGUCUCGCCAGCAACUUGCCCUGCACGAAACGGCCCACCAGCAACCGGCCCUACAUGAUAGAGCCCACCAGCAACCUGCCUCACAGGAUGGACCCCCUCUGCACAUAGGCCCACUCCGGAACACGUCUCAAUCUACAGGCCCCCAGGCCACGAGCAAAUACCCCCCUAUCGAAGAGAGUGACGGCCCGCGCGAGCAUGCGUCUGCCAGAUUUCCUCUGUUGCACGACUUGGGUCUUCCAGAGUUGGGGCUGGAGCUGGCCGCAGGCUUGAAGAGACUGACGACCAAUGAGUCGAGGAAAUUCAGGGCGGAGCCCGAGCCGCUCAUUGAGUUGUGA